Messenger RNA from Lethenteron reissneri (Far Eastern brook lamprey), 4727 nucleotides. RefSeq names its product cerebellar degeneration-related protein 2-like. The record is from RefSeq and is a predicted model, not a curated record. NCBI's taxonomy places the organism in Eukaryota, Metazoa, Chordata, Hyperoartia, Petromyzontiformes, Petromyzontidae.
CAUCGCGAGGCGGGGAGGGAAUCGCAGCGGGGCUCUCAGACUUGGCCACGUCGCCACGGGCAUCUGCCGACAGCAGGAGCCGCUCUGUCGGAGACACAGAGACACGGAGACAAACAGACACGGAGACACGGAGACAGAGACACAGAGACACGGGGAGACACGGAGACACAGAGACACAGACACGGGGCAUCUGCCGACAGCAGGAGCCGCUCUGUCGGAGACGCGGACACGGAGAGACAGAUACAGAGACAGAGAGACAGAUACAGAGACACAGAGACAGAGAGACAGAUACAGAGACACAGAGACAGAGAGACAUAGACACGGAGACACAGAUACAGAGAAACAGACACAGACAUAGACACAGAGAGACAGAUACAGAGACACAGACACGGAGACAGACACAGAGACACAGAGACACGGAGACAUAGACACGGAGACAGACACGGAGACACAGAGACAGACACAGACGCGGAGACACGGAGACAGACAGAUACAGAGACACGGAGACACAGACAGAUACAGAGAGACAGAGACACGGAGACACUGAGACACAGAGACACGGAGACAGAGACACGGAGACACAGAGACAGAGAGACAGAGAGACACAGACACUAAGCGAUACAAUCGAGACAACGAGAGAAAUCCGUGCACAAACAGACACAGAUACAGAGAGACAGAGACACAGACAUAAACACGGAGACACAGAGACAGAGAGACAGAGAGACACAGACACUAAGCGAUACAAUCGAGACAACGAGAGAAAUCCGUACACAGACAGACACAGAGAGACAGACAGACACGGAGAGACAGCUCGAGAUGGAGGAGUAUGAGAUUGUGGAAGAUGAGCCCUGGUACGAUCAUCGCGACCUGGAGCAGGACUUGCAGCUGGCGGCCGAGCUGGGGAAGACGCUGCUGGAGCGCAACACGGAGCUGGAGGAGACGCUGCAGCAGCUGUACGCCGCAAACCAGGAGCAGGCGCAGGAACUCGAGUACCAGAGCCGGCAGGCGGAGCUGCUGCGCCAGGUGAACGAGCAGCACGCGCGCGUGUACGAGCAGCUGGACAACGCGUCACGUGACCUCGAGACGGACAACCAGCGGCUGCUGCUCGAGAACAAGGCCGGUCAGCACCGCGUGGAGAGGCUUACGGCCACCGUUCAGGACCUCCAGGACCAGGUGGAGCAGCUGCAGCAGCAGCGGCUGGAGGAGCUGUCGGUGGCGCGGGGAAGGAGGGCCCACCCGGCCAAGGUGCACCCCCGUGACGCGCGGGACCUCACGUCGACACCCAGACCGUCAUGCUCGACGCGCAGGAGCGCAUCUUGCGGGGCGCUACCGGACCGCUCCGUGUCGCCUCGGCACGACCGCCACGACCACCACCUCCACCUCCUGCCGCCACCGCCGCCGCCGUCACCGCCGCGACCCCGCGACUUGGCCUCCGAGCUCGCCCUCGAGCGCCGCCGGCGCCUCGCGGCCGAGUCGACGCUCGAGUCGGCGGCCCGCGACAGCGGCGCGGCCCUCGCGGCGCUCGCCGACGAGCUGGCGGCCGCCCGCGACGGCGCCGCCGCGCUCGAGGCCGAGCUGCGGGAGCUGCGGGGGAGGGACUCCUCCGGUCACCAGAGCGACGGCGCCGCCGCCGCCGGCGGGGGGAGGAGGAGGAGGCGGCGCUCGCCGACGCGCGACGCCGACCUCCUGGUCGCGGCCGCCAAGCACGUGCCCGAAAGCGACGACGGCGACGACGGUGGCCGGCGUGGGGCCGCGUCGACGCCGGGCGGAACCGGCGACGGCGGGGGGGACGCGUCGCCGAGGCUCGGCGUGCGGAAGAGCAGCAGCGAGACGGCGCUCGACGCCAUCGGAGGGGACGGCGGGCGCGCGCCGAGGGGCGGCGGCUUGGGCCUGGGCGGCAUGAGCAUCCUGAGCGAGGUGGACGAGCGCUACCACGCGCUGCUGGAGCGACACGACGAGCUGCUCGCGCGCCAGCGGCGCCCCAGCUUCGUAGCCGCGCUCCGGGCGGGGCGCAGCGCCAACGCCGCCGUGCAAACAUCGGCGGAGGGCGACGGCGGUGGUGACGAUGGUGGCGGCGGUGGAGGCGUUAAACUCCAGCGCCGGCUGAGCCAGCACCAGCCGGAGUACAAGGCGCUGUUCGAAGAGAUUUUCUUGCGCAUUCAAAGGAGCCGAGCCGCGGACGACACGGACACCUGACACGGAGAAGGGAAUUCCCGUAAUGUCGCUUUUUUUGUUGGGUUAGAAUCGCGCGUAAGUAUAUAAAUGUGUCGUUAAGCCCACCGCCACCCGACACAGCCAACUAGUGAGGUUUGUCACUUGAAAAGAACGUGGCCGAUUCGUUACCAGUGUAAUAAAGGUCGUUGAGGCGACUUCUGGAAUCCGUCUUUUAUUCAACUUGUAUACAGCUUUUCCUUCACACUGCUGACAGGCAGCGUGAAGGGAUAGAGAGAGACGCACUGCCACGUGGCAGCCUGGACCACGUGGCAGCCUGGACCACAUGGCAGCCUGGACCACGUGGCAGCCUGGACCACGUGGCAGCCCGGAGCCCCGCUCCCGCGUGGCCUCCUUCCUCUGUUCGUUCCCGUUCUGACCACGUGUCGUUCGUCUCCACCCCUAUUUAAUACCCGGGUCACGUGGUACGUUUCCCCCGAUCCUGUUUAGCCUCCGUGGAAUAUUCCAGGCCCCCUAGUAAGCUGCCGGGACCACGCCCCUGACUCGUCUCCCCAUUGGCUGUGGCCAAAGCCAGCAGGGCCAAUCAUCUACUUACAGCUGUCACCUUUCCAUUACGUCAGGGCCACGCCCCUAGGCUUCCCCCCCAUUGGCUGUAGACCAGGACCGGCAGAGCCAAUCAUCGUGACGAGUUGUGAUACGUCAUUGAGCCGGAUAUAUCCUCACGUUACACUAGUACAGCACACCAGUUGUGUGUGGGAGAACAAAGCGUAGUACUAAUUGGCUGUGCCAGGUGAUGGCGGGUUUAACGACACAUUUAUAAACCCUUUGGUUUUUUCGGUAAAGUCACGUAGGUAAAAAAAUUAAUCAAUGAAAACAACUAAAUUAAAUCACGACGUUUCGGGCGCAGCACAAGCGUUCGUCUUAGUUGUUUUCAUUUAUUUAUUUCUUACCGACGUGACUUUACCGGAAAAAACAAAGAGUAUGAAUCCUUGCAGUCACGAAAACUUCAAAUCUAGACACAUUUAUAUAUUUACGUGAUUCUAACCCAAAGAACAACUGUAUCAUGGCUGAUAUUGGUCGCGAAAGCAUCCUCCUACAUCUUAAAGGGAAUUCCCGUGCGCUGUUUUGAUAGACGUUUUCCAACCAAGGGUUGAAAGCGUUCACGCAUGAUGUGUCUGUCCGUCUGUCUGUCUCUUACUUGUCUGCCCGUCUGUCUCUCUGUAACGUGACGACACAAUUUCUCUCGCAAAGAAGAUCAAAACUCCUUUCCAACCAAGGGUUGAAAGUGUUCGCGCAUGAUGUGUCUGUCCGUCUGUCUCUUUGUCUGUCUGCCCGUCUGUCUCUCUGUAACGUGACGAUACAAUUUCUCUCGCAAAGAGGAUCAAAACUCCUUUCCAACCAAGGGUUGAAAGCGUUCACGCAUUACGUGUCUGCCUGUCUGUCUCUUUGUCUGUCUGCCCGUCUGUCUCUGUGUCUGUCUGCCCGUCUGUCUCUGUGUCUGUCUGCCCGUCUGUCUCUGUGUCUGUCUGCCCGUCUGUCUCUCUGUAAAGUGACGACACAAUUUCUCUCGCAAAGAGGAUCAAAACAACUUUCCAAUCAAGGUUGCAAAAUGUGAAUGCACGAGCUCUGUCCGUCCAUCCGUCCGUAACUUGGGGUCACGAAAACUCUCCCAAAGAUGAUCCAAUACGAACGGACCCUUCCGAGCGCAAGGUUGCGUUGCCGUUCGUCACUGAACCGAGUGAUUGAUGAAGCAUGCGGGACACGAGCCCAGAGCAAACUGAGGGCGCCACCGGCCGACACGGCCAAUCAGUAGUGAGGGUUUGUCACGUAAACAGAAGGUGGCCAAUUCGUCACUAGUACAGCAACACCGGUGUGUUGGGGAACAAAGACGAAAACGUUGAUCUGUUUUGUAACAUUAAUCCAAUGUUGUGGCUUUGUUCAAAGUUCAAAGUUCAUUGAUUAGGUAUAGCCCUGUGAGCCAUUCGGCUCUUGAAUCGGGUGCAACCGCAACAAACAAAAAAACAUGAACAAGAAAACAUCUUAAAGUGACUGAGUGCAAACAGAAAAUCCAAGAAAAGACAGCAAAAUAUUGCAAAAAAAGCACCGUACACCAACACUGUGCAAAAAUCCCAGUGGGAUGCAAGUCAAACAACAACAACCACAAGACAACUUAGAUUAAGGCCAUCAGUCUAACUCUGUACUACAACAAACAUACAUGGCCACACCAAACAUCUUUUCGAAAAUCACUAAAAUAAAGCCAUAAAAGUCAAACAACAACAACCACAAGACAACUUAGAUUAAGGCCAUCAGUCUAACUCUGUACUACAACAAAGAAACAUGGCCAAACCGAAAAACUUUUCGAAAAUCACCAAAAUAAAGCAAUGAAAGCAAUGAAACAGUGAUCAUAGGAACUGUGAUGGAAUUUUCACAAUAAACGACAUAAACAACAUGAAUUAUCAAACUCUGCAGCCAUAGCUGGCUGCAUGAGUCACUCCACAACAGCAGUAGGAGCAUCAGUCGGAGUAUCAACAUUUUUCAAUGCACCUUUAAGAUCA